Coffea arabica (coffee) is the source of this 5295-nucleotide messenger RNA. Its product is annotated as ABC transporter C family member 10-like. Gene Ontology annotation, cellular component: membrane. Gene Ontology annotation, molecular function: ATP hydrolysis activity; ABC-type transporter activity; ATP binding. The record is from RefSeq and is a predicted model, not a curated record. Gene Ontology annotation, biological process: transmembrane transport. Lineage: Eukaryota; Viridiplantae; Streptophyta; Magnoliopsida; Gentianales; Rubiaceae.
AAAAUUUGAUCUUGUGGUGCGCCCACCUAAGUUCCAUGGAGGAAUUUUGAUGAGAAAAUGAACUGGGGGUGGAAGAAGAUAGCCGGAGGCAUAUGCAUAGGGGAGUGAGCCCACCAUUGCGUUUUCUUCUUGGGUCCGAUUCCUUACCGAGCAAAUCUCAUUGGACUAUGGAUUCCCUGUGAUAAUCAUUGGCUUGAGAAUAAUUCUUUAUAGGGAAUCCAUGACUACGACAGAUAACAAACACUAACUAGGACCUAGACUGGUAGCUGAAGAAGCAAUAGAUUUGCAUGAAGUUGAAGUUGAGUACUAGUGCUAUACUCUUCAUUUUUAGACGACGUCUUUUCUUGGUGAACAAGUAUAAUAUCUGCUACUCAACAUCUUGUUUUCUAGCUUAAAAUAUUAUGCAUUCAAGCUUUCUGUUAUGCUUACCUGUCUUCUUGAGCAUGGAGCAAGUUCUGUUUGAAAUUUAGUGGGUUGAUUGCAGCAACAGGCCCAGGUGCAAAAUGGAUUUCUGGAUAGUUCUCUGUGGAAAAAAUGAAUGCCAAAAAAACAAUUUUGAAAGUGGUUGUAGCUCUGGAAUUAUGGCAAUCACGGAUCCAUCUUCGUGUGCCAAUCAUAUUUUGGUCAUUUCUGCUAAUAUCUUCCUCUCAUUCAUUCUUAUAUUCGCCUUCUUUCGGGGGAAUUCAUCCAGGAGGGUUGUAGCUGAUUCAGGGUUGCAAGGGCGACAGUUCAUUUCUCUCCUGUCAUUUUCUUGCCUUUUUGUCAAUGCAGGCAUAGCUUGUAUUUACAUCGGUUUGGGGACGUGGAUGAUUGGCAAGAAGUUGAGCAGUAAUCAAAGUCUUUCACCUCUUCAUUCUUGGCUUGUACUUCUAUUCCAGGGCUUCACAUGGCUGUUGCUCUCUGUAUUCGUGCUGAGCAAGAAGAGCCAAUAUCGUGCUCCUUUUAUUUCAGUGGUGAAACUUUGCUUUUUUACUGCUUUUCUAGCUGGAUUCCUCUGCAUUCUGUCCCUAAUGCAAUUAAUAGUCGAUAAACUGGUAUCUCUCAAAGGGGUGCUAGACGUGUUACGGUUUCCUGGAGCGCUUCUGCUUCUCUUCUGUGCUGUUCACGUGAAAAAGCAUUCAGAAAUUGGCAAAGAUACAAGCGUUGAAGCUUACUAUGAACCUCCGAGAGGAGAAGAAGCUGGUUUCAGGAUAACUCAAUUUGCCGAAGCCGGAAUUCUACAUAAAAUGUCGUUUUCCUGGUUAGAUCCGUUACUGAAGAAGGGUAAAGAGAAGACUCUUGAGGAUGAGGACGUUCCUCUAUUAAGGCCACAGGAUAGGGCCGAAACAUGUUACUCAUUGUUUAAGGAUCAACUGAAUAAACAUGAAAGAAACAAAAUUUGUGAUCAGUCUUCUAUUCUGAGGUCACUAGUCUACUGCCAAAGGAAAGCUAUUGUGAUUUCUGGGCUUUUCGCGCUGGUCAAGAUAGUAACCUUGUCCAGUGGCCCUGUUUUUCUGUAUGCUUUCAUUGAUCUUUCUGAAGGCAAAGAAGUUUUCAAGUAUGAAGGUUAUGCACUGACUGCAGGCCUUUUUCUGGCAAAAUGCUUAGAAUCACUAGCAGAGAGACAGUGGUUCUUUUGGACUAGGUUGAUUGGCCUUCAAGUACAGUCUUCGCUAACUGCAGCAAUCUUCAAGAAGCAAUUCCGUCUUUCAAAUGCUGCUAAACAUAUUCAUUCCUCAGGCGAGAUUAUGAAUUACGUCACUGUGGAUGCCCACAAAAUUGGGGAACUCCCAUAUUACUUCCAUCAGAUAUGGACAACAGGCCUUCAGAUAGGUAUGGCAUUGGUUAUCAUGUUCUAUGCUAUAGGACAAGCUACCUUUCCGGCUUUAGUGGUAAUUGUAUUAAGCAUGCUGGGGAAUUCCCCGGUGGCUAAAUUGCAGCACAAGUAUCUGCAUCAGCUUAUGGUUGCACAAGACAGAAUGCUGAAGGCUAUAACAGAAGCACUUGCACAUAUGAAAGUUCUAAAAUUUUAUGCUUGGGAAACACACUUCAAGGAUAUAAUUGGCUUGCUAAGGAAAGAAGAAUGGAAAUGCUUAGUAAAAGUUCAGGCACAGAAAGGAUAUUAUAUGCUGCUAUUUUGGUCAACUCCAAUCAUAGUAUCUGCAGUUACUUUCUGGUCUUGCUACUUGCUCAAUAUUCCUCUGACUACCAGUAGUGCUUUCACCUUUCUUGCCACCAUUCGCAUAGUUCAGGAGCCCAUAAGGUCAAUUCCAGAUGUUCUCGGAGUUUUCAUUGAAGCAAAGGUUUCAUUUUCUCGGAUUGCAAAAUUUCUUGUAGCACCUGAGUUGCAGAGCAGCCCUAUUCAUCACUGUCCACAGGGAUUUGAAAUUGAGCAUUCCAUACUCAUUAAUGCUAAGAGAAUUUCAUGGGACAUUGAUUCUUUAAAUCCAUCCCUAGUAUAUAUCAAUCUUUUGGUUAAACCAGGUCAAAAGGUAGCUAUAUGUGGAGAAGUCGGUUCAGGUAAAUCAACUCUCUUGGCUGCAAUUCUUGGAGAAGUUCCAUGUAUUGAUGGCAGGGUCGAAGUGCAUGGAAAAGUUGCAUAUGUCUCUCAGGUUGCAUGGAUUCAAACCGGGACUAUCCAACAAAAUAUUCUCUUUGGAUCCACCAUGGAUCAACAUAAAUACCAAGAUGUACUUAAACAGUCUUGUUUACUUAAAGACCUCGACAUGCUUCCUUUUGGUGACAAAACAGUUAUAGGAGAGCGAGGCGUCAAUCUCAGUGGUGGGCAGAAGCAACGUGUUCAGCUUGCUCGUGCACUGUAUCAAGAAGCAGACAUAUAUCUGUUGGAUGAUCCAUUCAGCGCUGUUGAUGCACAUACAGCGAGCACUUUAUUCAAUGAAUAUGUCAUAGGAGCUUUGUUCAAGAAGACAGUGCUACUAGUGACUCAUCAAGUUGAUUUCCUUCCAGUAUUUGACUCUAUAUUGUUGAUGUCUAAAGGAAAAAUCCUAAAAGAAGCUACCUAUAGCAAGUUGCUGGAUUCCAGUCAAGAAUUUCGCAAUCUUGUUCAUGCGCACAGCGAAGCUGCUAUGAGUGCAGGACAUAGUUCUCAGAAAAGACAGAAAACUUCUCAAGAUGUUAUCCAGCAGAUCCAUUCUGGGGAGCAACUAGCAGCACCUCUGUGGGAGCAGUUGAUCAAAGAAGAAGAACGAGAAAUUGGAUAUAAUGGUCUUAAGCCAUACAUACAAUACCUAAGUCAAAGCAAUGGUUUCUUUUACCUGUCCUUGGGCGUUUUAUCCCACCUUGUGUAUAUAAUUGGCCAGUUAAUUCAAAACCUUUGGUUAGCUACUAAUAUACAAGAUUCUAGUCUUAGCGAGUUGAAACUAUUAUCCAUAUACUCGUUUAUAGGGUGUGGCAUGGCACUGUCCUUGCUAUUAAGGUCUUGUGUAAUUGUCCUUUUAGGUCUUAGGGCAUCAACAACAAUUUAUUCCAAGCUCAUGGACUCCCAUUUUCGUGCACCAAUGUCUUUUUAUGAUUCAACACCACUGGGAAGAAUACUCAGUAGGGUAUCUUCUGAUCUCAGUGUUGUGGACCUUGAUCUGUCACCGAGAUUCAGUAUGGCUUUUGCUUCGACAAUGACCACAUAUUUCAGCUUAGGCAUACUGGCAUUUCUUACCUGGCCAAUCUUGUUUGUCAUCAUUCCUACAGUGUGUGUAACCAUACUCAUACAGAUAUACUACUAUUCUUCUGUAAAAGAGUUAAUCAGGAUACAUGGCACAACCAAAUCUUCAGUUGCUAGCUAUCUCUCAGAAUCGAUAGUUGGAGCUAUGACUAUUAGAGCUUUCGGAGAGGAAGAUCGUUUCUUCUUGGAUAGUCUGAAGCUUAUUGACAGAAAUCAAAGUUCCUUCUUUCAUAGCUUUUCUGCAAAUGAGUGGCUGAUGCAACGACUGGAAUUGCUGUGUGCCAUCAUUCUGUCCUCCUCAGCGCUUGCCUUGACUUCAUUGCCCCUUGGAGCUUCUGAAUCUGGAUAUAUUGGCAUGGCUCUAUCAUAUGCUCUUUCACUCAAUUUAUACCUUGCCAGUUCCGUCCAAACCCAAUGCAUGCUAGAAAAUUCAAUUGUCUCAGUAGAAAGGCUGGAACAAUACAUGCACAUCCCCAGUGAAGCUCCAGAAGUAAUAGAAAGCAAUAGACCACCUCCCAAUUGGCCUUAUAUUGGUAAGGUGGACAUACAAGAUCUGAAGGUAAGGUAUGGGCCGAAUGCUCCACUGGUUCUGAAAGGCAUCACCUGUACGUUUGAAGGAGGGCACAAAGUUGGAAUAGUUGGCAGGACAGGCAGCGGGAAAUCAACACUCAUCAGUGCCUUAUUUCGCCUGGUAGAGCCUGCAGAUGGAGCAAUUCUCAUAGAUGACCAGGACAUUUCAACCUUUGGGGUUCAUGAUCUUAGGUCACAUUUGGCGAUCAUUCCUCAAGAUCCAACUUUGUUUGGUGGGUCGGUCAGAUACAAUCUGGAUCCCUUAUCAGAACAUAACGAUCAAGAAAUUUGGGAGGUUCUCAGAAAAUGCCAGCUUGGAGAUGUUGUUGAGAAGAAAGAAGGGGGCUUAGAUUCAUUUGUUACACAAGAUGGAUCAAAUUGGAGCAUGGGACAACGACAACUAUUCUGUUUGGGACGAGCAUUGCUGAAGAGAAGGAAGAUACUAGUUCUUGACGAAGCCACGGCAUCAAUUGAUAAUGCAACAGAUUCCCUCAUCCAGAAGACGAUACGAAGCGAAUUCUCAGACUGCACUGUGAUUACUGUGGCUCACAGGAUCCCAACAGUGAUGGAUUGCACAAUGGUUCUUGCAUUAAGGGAUGGAAAUGUGGUGGAGUAUGAUGAGCCCAUGAAGCUGAUAACCGAAGAAAAUUCGCUUUUUGGUCAGCUUGUGAAAGAAUACUGGUUACGCUCUGAGCACGCUAAACCAGUAGGAAGAAACUGACGAGUAACUGGUCCGGCGGUUGCAUAAACUCGAUGAUACUUAUCACUUUUUCUUUUUUCUUUUUUCUUUUUUCUUUUUUUUUUUAAAGUGAUAAUUACUUAUCACUUUUUCUUGAAAACGAUUUGUCGAGCCAACAGUUGUAUUUUUCCGAAACAGAAACGGGAAAAGUAGAUAAAGAGCUACGUACCCUUUGCUUUCCGCCAAAGUAGAGAGCCAAAAUAUCCACAGGGUGCUAUUGAUACGAGAAGAGAAGAGGCAAGUGAUAUUUUAAAAGUUUUAAAUGUGUAAAAUUAUAUUAGGAAAAAUAUUAUGGAAGAUUUCUAAUAUAUUUUGGAUAGAUUAUUAU